Callorhinus ursinus (northern fur seal) is the source of this 4938-nucleotide messenger RNA. RefSeq names its product cytochrome b561 family member D1 (gene CYB561D1). NCBI's taxonomy places the organism in Eukaryota, Metazoa, Chordata, Mammalia, Carnivora, Otariidae. Gene Ontology annotation, molecular function: transmembrane monodehydroascorbate reductase activity. The record is from RefSeq and is a predicted model, not a curated record.
GCUCCAGCAGCUGGGAGUGUGCGCCGGCCCGGCCCGGCCAUGCAGCCUCUGGCGGUAGGUCUGGUUCCCGCUCCGGCGAGGGAGCCGAGACUGACCCUCUGGCUGCGGACAGGGAGUGGGAUCUUGGCGCACCUGGUGGCUUUAGGCUUCACCAUCUUUAUGACUGUGUUGUCCCGGCCAGGAACCAGUCUUUUCUCCUGGCACCCUGUAUUCAUGGCCUUGGCGGCCUCCACGCUGGGCCUGAGGCUCACUGGCCCUCUCCUGUGUUCACAGUUCUGCCUCUGCAUGGCUGAGGCCAUCCUGCUCUUCUCGCCUGAACACUCCCUGUUCUUCUUCUGCUCCCGAAAGGCCCGGAUCCGACUCCACUGGGCAGGGCAGACCCUAGCCAUCCUCUCUGCAGCCCUGGGCCUGGGCUUCAUCGUCUUCAGCAGGACCCGCAGUGAGCUGCCCCACCUGGUGUCCUGGCACAGCUGGGUCGGGGCUCUGACACUGCUCGCCACUAGUGGUCAGGCACUGUGUGGGUUCUGUCUCCUGUGUCCUCGAGCAGCCAGGGUCUCAAGGGUGGCUCGCCUCAAGCUCUACCAUCUGACUUGUGGACUGGUGGUCUACCUGAUGGCUACAGUAACGGUGCUCCUGGGCAUGUACUCGGUGUGGUUCCAGGCCCAGAUCAAAGGCACAGCCUGGUACCUGUGCCUGGCACUGCCCCUCUAUCCGGCCCUGGUGAUCAUGCACCAGAUCUCCAGCUCCUACUUGCCAAAGAAGAAAAUGGAAAUUAACCACUUCUUCCCUGGAGCCCCACCCGGGCUGGGGUUGGUGUUGAAUGGCAGGAGCUGUGUGUCUGGGGAAGCCUUCCAGCCUCACCUUGGCUGUUGAGCUGCGUCGAAGGUAAGCUGCUGUCCCUUGCCAGCCUGUUCCUCCUCUCCUUACCGGCCCCCAGGGCAGACUGCCCCUCCCAGUCCCUGACACCCCACCCUUCCACCCCGCCCCCGUGCGUGGCUGCUCUGGGUCUUGUUUUUCAAACCUCACUGUGGGAGAUCCAGGCAUCCUCCCUGAGCCAGCUGGCUGCAGCACCAAGGCCUGCUCAGAGUUAAUAAUAAUCAUUAGCUUCACAGCGCUGGGGCCUUUCAGCUCCAGAGCUCUAGGCACUUGCAGGCUGAGUCAGCCAGCCCUCACCUUCCCCCUCCUCCUGGGCUGCUGGAGUGUAAUGGAAUGGGGAGAGGAGGGGGGUCAGAGGCUCACUUCCCAGCUGAGGCUUGAGGCUUCUUUGCUCUAGGGCGUGGGCCCUGAGCACCCUCUGAGAACAUUGCUAAGGCCCUUUCACCUGACAAAAAUCAAGACGUGGGGAUCACAGUGUAGGCUCCUCUAGGCAUGCUGCCCUUCCCUCUGUUAUCAGUCUUGACUUUCAGAGGACACCCCUGGUCCUGAUGCCCCAGUAUCAGCAUUUCUGGGGGCCCUCUGCAGGCUUAGGGAGCAGGGAGGCUUCUGGGUUAGUGCUCUGUUGUCCCUGUGUCUGGUUGACAUAAGAGCCGGUGUCUCAGGCAGCAAAAAGUGCAUUGACCCAGGACCCAGGAAAGCUGCAGUCGGUCUGUUCGGCUCCUAACAACGGUGUGGCCAGAGGCAAAUGGCUCACUGCUCCACCUGCCUCAGGGAUGUUGGGUCAGAGCAGAGAAUUUAUGUUAACAGGCAUUGGAAAGUCCAAAGCAUUAAACAAAUGGAAACAGGUGUGUUUACAAGUAUGCUCUUGUCCUUGACUCUCUCUUAAUUGGCCUGACUCUGGGUUUGAUGCUUUUAGGGAGGCAAUCAACGGUUAUGGAUGAUGCCAAGGGGACCCAAGUCUCAGAGAGGUUGUGUUGUUGGCCAUGGUAAGGGAACACACACACACACACACACAUACAUUUCCUCCUCCUAGAUGAAAGAUCAGCUGUCAUGCACUCUGGUCAGGAAUGCCACCAAGGUUAUGAGCCUAGCGAAGCCCGUCCUAAGUGCUGCCUGCCUGGUGGUUUCAGGGCAUGGGGCUGAUUGUAAGUCUGGAAAUCAGUGCACUUGUCCCCUCGUCCAGCCUGAAGUUCCUGGACCAGGUCACAAGUCUGUUCUACAUCUCUCCUACCUUAAUUCUGCGCUUCUGAAGGAAAAGUGCAGCAGACAAGGCAGGAAGGCAGGAGCAACAGUAAUGGACACGACACUGCCCCCCCUCCCCCCACGCGGGUUUCCCCUGUAGCCCCAGGCUGAGCAAGGCCUGCCUCAGGCCCUCAUAACAGGUGCUGGAGAUGCAGAGCUGUGACACGUGUAGCUUGGUCACAGGCUCCUGGAGGAGGAUCAGAGUCCCCUCCUCCUUACAGGAUUUUAUAGGAAUUAAAACACACUUACACUCCCCCCCCCCCCCGGAAAGCAGUUCUACUUCCAUGUUAAAUUAGGGGAAGGAUACUUUCUGUUCCAUGUGUCUUGAGAACUGCCAGCAGUCGGCCUGGGGUGCACACACAGAGGCAGGAACCACAGCAGUGCAAGGCUGUGUAUUGUGUAUUCAGGUUUUUAUCUUGUUUUUUCCCAGCCUGGGAUCCAGCAGUGAGACACUGGUCAGGUGUUGUGGGCAUAGCCCCGGCAUGUCUCACCAGCGCAGGCAUGGAGAAGACAUGGGUGACAAUGCAGAACCACAGGCCCCAGACUUGAGGGUGGUUUGAAGGAGACAGUUCUUAGCAUGGGGCUAAGCUUAAAGCAGACCCAAAAUACCUCCAGUAAGACAGCCUUCCCCCACCCAUCCGCCCAGAAGGCUUGGCUAGUCCCCAGUGUACAGGGAAUAAGAGCCCCAGUUUUUAAUCUACCCGUUAUUGUCAGAAUUUCCCAGAUGAUUUUUUUUAACCUCCGCUAAAAGCAGAUUAAAUAGCUACUUCAGGCCAUUCUGUGGUACCAGAGGAUUCAACUCUUUGUCUCACUGUAUGCAUGAGGGGCCCCCAGCACCCUCUCUUUAAAGCAGACUGUGAGUUAUCUCGCUGUGCUGAGGAUGCCCAGGACUGAGCUGGGCCUUUCUGGCUAGACCCCACCAAAAGCAAAGUAUGGCCAAGCAAGGGAGCAGUGGAGGUGAGGGGAAUUCAGCACCAAGUUAUGUCCAGCUACAGUGCUCCUUCACCCUGUGUGCAUGUUUGUGCACAGACACACAUGUGCAUACACACACCCCUAACUUUGGGGCCAAUGACUCUCACCUUAUGUAUGCCAGUGCCAUAGGGUUCCUGGAAGUCUCCCUGCCGGGCUCCGUGUCCUGGCUCAUAGAAGGAUGGUCCUCUCAGGCCACAGUUCCAUGCCCUCUAUGUUUCUGGGACAGUAACCACGCUGACGUAGACUGGAAGGCCUCAGGGCAGGUCUGUGUAUCUUUACCACUUGGGAUUUCCUGCCCAAUAGCAUAUACGCCUGAUGAAGAGGCUUGAUGUGGCAGCUACUUUAGCUUUCCUCUCUCAAGCCCCACGAGAGGAAGGAAAGGCUCGCUGCAGCCUGACCAGAAAAGCCAACCUUCCUACUGCACAGGUCUGAGCCUUUUCUACAGUGUGGAUGGGGAAAGCAGCUUCACAGUAUUUUCCUGGGAGACAAGGUAAAGCGGUACAAGAACUACAGCUGCAGAAGGGAAGGAGGUGAGAGCUCAAGAGGAAGGGAGACGAGGCUGGCCAGUGCAACUGAACUCUCAACUUCUGUUCUCCAAGGCACCUGUCCUAUCAGCCUCCCCCACUCCCCUGAAAUGCCACUAAGAGGAGCUAAGGAGAGUGCCGCAAGACAUGGCAGACAAAAUUGCACGUCUUGACCAGAACUUAGGGAGUUUCUUGUGGCUUGAGGGUGGGGGGCCUGAGAUGCAGCCAUGGACUUCUUUGGCAUGAUGGGGGAAAAGAGCACCAAAACUUUUCAGGCUCAGAGUCAGGGCUUGGCACAGGCCAUGAUGCGAGAACACCCAGCAGUCUUCCCAGACCCGUUCUCUUUACCGGCGUCCUCGUGGCCAACGUCAGCUGCAGCAAAAACUGCUCUGAAAAGAUGAAAAAGUGCCAUGUAAAUGUAGACUAUGGGGGCACUCUGGCAUCAUCUGCCAUUUCACUUGCCUGCCAAGGUUGAUUUGUCUGAUGUGGCUGGUGAGGUGUCUCCUUCGGUGGUUCCUCAGGAAGAGAACAAGACAACUCUCCAGACAGAGGAGGGCUGCCCUUUGGUCAAGAUUUUAUCAAUGUAGGGAAUUAAGUAAUGAUUCAAAUUCCGGCUUUUAAUUUCUGUUUUCCUUAGACCAUUUCCUCUCCCCUCUUGGACUCUACCAUGACGAUCUCCUUCCAGAAGUACCAAAAGAGUAGCCAAAGAAUUUGCAUGUUCAGCGUUUAGUAGAACCGGGUCCAAUUCCUGGUAGGCUGUGUCUGUACCAAGAACGUGAGGGUUGCAUUUCUCAGUCUACGCAAUGCCUAGGACGCAUUAAACUGUCAAUGAGUAUUAACCUGCCCAUUCAAUGAAUAUGCUUUGAGCCAAACUAAGAUAGUUACCAUUUACAGUAUGAAAAAAAUACAGGUAAUAACCAAAAUACUGAAACUGAGCUGCUUUCCACCAAUUCUUUUAAUCCAGUGCAAGCGUUUUUCCAUAUCACAGUUAGUAGGCUUCAUCCAGACUUUUAAGAGAACUCUGUAGGGAGGCGGCCCUCCUCCCCAGGGAUCCAGGAAGACUUCAUUAUCCACAGGAUGUAGCCCCAAGUUAAAGAAUUUCUAAACUCUCCUGCUAUCGCAUCAGUGAUGUUUCUUAUGAGAAUCUAUCAGGUCGGGAAACUGGUCAGCUGGCCCAAACCAGCCCCACUGCUGGGUUUUGUAUGGUGUGUGAGCUAAUAAGAGUUUUUAUAUUUUUAAAUGGUUGAAAAAACUCAAAAGCUGUGUGAAAAUGAUAUGAAAUUCAAACUUCAAUGUCUGUAAAUAAAGUUGUACUGGAACCACA